This is a messenger RNA of Rhagoletis pomonella (apple maggot), 1629 nucleotides long. RefSeq names its product putative neutral sphingomyelinase (gene nSMase). The coding region runs from base 177 to 1448 and encodes 423 amino acids. Gene Ontology annotation, molecular function: sphingomyelin phosphodiesterase activity. Gene Ontology annotation, cellular component: cytoplasm. The record is from RefSeq and is a predicted model, not a curated record. The transcript has 4 exons. NCBI's taxonomy places the organism in Eukaryota, Metazoa, Arthropoda, Insecta, Diptera, Tephritidae.
UCGAAAAUGUUACUAAAUUUAAGUAUUUUAACGCUUAAUGUUUGGUAAGCAGCAAUGACUUGCAGUGCCAAAAUCAGUUUAUUGCAAAGUCCGACUGGCAGUAUCUGAACAACUAAAAUGAGUUUUAAUUUUACAGAUUCUAUUUGCCUGAAACGUUUAUUAAUAAAUCUUAAUUAAUGAAGACGAUAUUGAUUUUUACCUCGUUACAUAUCCUCAGGGGAAUUCCUUUUCCAUUUGUAUCCAAGGACAGAGUGGCUCGCAUUGCAGCUAUUGGUUUAGAGGUUAGUUCAGGGAAUUAUGAUAUUGUAUCAUUGCAAGAAGUUUGGUCUCGCAAAGAUUGUGAGGAUUUAAAGAAAGCCACAGAGUCCGUAUUGCCUUAUUCUCACUAUUUUUAUAGUGGCGUUGUCGGGUCUGGCUUGCUAGUAUUAUCUAGAUUUCCCAUUUUAAGUUCUUUCUUUCACCCAUGGAGUGUUAAUGGUUAUUUUCAUCGCAUCCAGCAUGCAGACUGGUUUGGAGGCAAAGGAGUUGGACUGUGCCGAAUAUUGGUUGACAAGCAAGUUGUAAAUCUGUACAACACUCAUUUACAUGCAGAAUAUAGUAACAAAAAUGACGAUUACAAGACUCAUCGUGUGAUUCAAGCUUUUGACACGGCACAGUUUAUACGUGCAACAAAGGGCGACUCUGUUUUACAAGUGCUUGCUGGCGAUUUAAAUGCCCAACCACAUGAUUUAACAUACAAGGUUCUUCUGUAUACAUCAAAAAUGAAAGAUUGUUGCAUUUCGAAAAACAUUUUUACAAAUGAGUAUUAUAAAAACUCGUAUACGUCUACAGCCAUUAAUGCCAAUAAAUCCCACGGCAUACAUAUAGAUCAUAUAUUUGCAAGAAGUUCUGAUAACUUUAAACUGUCUAUUCUCGACUAUGGAUUACCAUUAAGUGAGCGAGUACCUGGACAUAAUUUUAGCUUUUCAGACCAUGAAGCAGUCUUGACUAAGUUAAAUUUAGAUGAAUCACCACAUUCGAUUUGCGAAGAGGCUAGUUCUGCUGUUAAUGCACUUCUGAACCACGUAGAGCGUAUUGGUGACCAAAAUUGCGAGGCUUUUAUAAAAACGAAUGAAUACCUUGUAUCCAGACGUGUUGAUGUAUUGCAAGAAUCCAUAUCUUUAUGUGAAAUGUCUUUGGAUCAAUUAAAUAUUGAUCGUAUAUUUUAUUACAGUGUCGCGGUUAUUCUCGCAUUUAUCUUGGUAGUUUUUUUAGAAUAUCCGGCGCCAGUGGGAUUUAGAACAUUGUAUAUAAUAUUCAAGUUUUCAAUAUCAGUAGCUUUAUUAUUUUGCAUUUUCAUGGGAUCAGUAUGGAACUACAUGGAGUUGAAUGGCAUAUUAUCCGGAAAGGUAGCAAUGGAGUUAAUGCUGCGAUCCAUUGAUAUUUUUGAAAAGCCUAGAAUGCAAUGAAGUCAAAAUUACUUAAAAUAUGUAAGCUCAAAAUGUAUUUUAUAUUGUUUAAUAAUAAUAAUAAUAGAUUGGCGCUUACACAUACAUAUGUUAGUGUUUGGCCGAGCUUUUAUAUUGUAUAAAGUAUUAUAAAUUGGCUUUAAGAAUAUGAAUUAGCUCAAUAUACAUAAAUGUGUAUACA